UCUUUCCUCACAUCGUUUCUUCUAACACAACAAAAAUCUAAGUCCUUUUGCUCCCAUUUUGGAUUCUCUUUAAUCUUUUUCUUUCUUCCAAGACAUAACAAAUUCUUACAUGUAGUCUUUCUUUUAACGUUUUUGUGUUCACUCUUUAUACAUUUUUGGUUGAUCAUAAAGUUGAUGUCUUUGGCUAUUGGAUCUGCAUCGAGUUCGAGAAACAUGGAGUUUGACGACAAUAACAAGACGAUAGGAGGAGAUAAUAGUGGGGUUAUGAAGACAAAUGAUGAGGAUCAUGAUGGAGGAGAGAGGACAGAAAGGCAGAUGAGUGAGUAUGCAACUGAUCACGAGGAGGAAGAUGAUGAGGGCGGAAGUAACAAAAUUCAGCUAGGUCCACAGUACACCCUCAAAGAACAACUUGAAAAAGACAAGGAUGAUGAGAGCUUGAGGAAAUGGAAGGAGCAGCUUCUUGGGAGUGUGGAUUUGAACACCAUUGGAGAAACACUUGAACCAGAUGUGAAAUUUCUUAGCCUGUCAAUCCUCUCUCCUGGCAGACCUGACAUUAUACUUUCUAUUCCUGAGAACGGGAGGCCCAGAGGCUUAUGGUUUACAUUGAAAGAAGGCAGUCCCUAUAACCUAAAAUUCUCCUUCCAAGUCAGCAAUAACAUUGUAUCAGGCCUGAAAUACACCAACACUGUCUGGAAAACAGGCCUCAAGGUGGACAGCUCGAAAGAAAUGCUUGGAACCUAUAGUCCUCAGCCAGAGCCUUACACGCAUAUGAAUGCACAUGAGACCACGCCCUCGGGCAUUUUUGCUAGAGGAUCAUACUCGGCAAGGUCAAAGUUUCUUGAUGAUGAUAACAAGUGCUACUUGGAGAUCAACUACACCUUCGACAUUCGAAAAGAAUGGGCUGCUACUUAAAUGAUCAGCAGCAAUUUUCCAACAAGCAAUUCACACAUCGACCUUAAUUAAUUAAUUAAUUAAUUUUCUUGACCUUCAUUAGCUUCAAGCCUUCUUCCCUCUUCAGCCAAUGUUUAAUUGUUGUGCCCACUUCCAUUAACAGCCUGUAAUCAUCCCUGUGGUCAGUCAUCACAAUAAUAUUUUGUUUAAGUUUUUUUACAGAAUAUUUUAGUAUUAAGCUAUACGUGUCUUCUUCAAUUCUUUUUUCUGGUAUUAAACAAUGUAGCUGGGACAUACUUUCAUGUCUCUGUUUUUUUUUUUUUUGGGUAAAUUUGAACUCUGAUAUGAGUAUAUUAUUAAAUGGAUACUCAUCUCCCUUUACUUUAUUUAUUUCUCUCCUACAAGUAGAUUGUGUAUAGAUUUAUUACUAAUGUAUCUUUUGUUUUAUAAGUAUAGGACAUUUCAACAUGAUUGAGUGAGA
Messenger RNA from Populus nigra (black poplar), 1372 nucleotides. Its product is annotated as rho GDP-dissociation inhibitor 1-like. Bases 175 to 912 code for a protein of 245 amino acids. The record is from RefSeq and is a predicted model, not a curated record. The transcript has 5 exons. Gene Ontology annotation, biological process: Rho protein signal transduction. Gene Ontology annotation, molecular function: Rho GDP-dissociation inhibitor activity; protein binding. Lineage: Eukaryota; Viridiplantae; Streptophyta; Magnoliopsida; Malpighiales; Salicaceae. Gene Ontology annotation, cellular component: cytosol; membrane; cytoplasm.